AUGGCUGAAGAGCUGAGGAAGGAGCAGGACACCAGUGCUCACCUGGAGAGGAUGAAGAAGAACCUGGAGGUCACAGUGAAGGACCUGCAGCACAGAUUAGACGAGGCAGAAAACUUAGCCAUGAAGGGAGGGAAGAAACAGCUGCAGAAACUGGAGGCGAGAGUCCGUGAGCUGGAAAAUGAGCUAGAAGCCGAGCAAAAACGUUCCACUGAGGCCAUCAAAGGAGUCCGUAAAUAUGAGAGGAAGGUCAAAGAGCUAACCUAUCAGUCUGAGGAAGACAAGAAAAACAACAUUCGACUGCAGGAUCUUGUGGACAAGCUCCAGAUCAAAAUGAAGGCCUACAAACGCCACGCUGAGGAAGUUGAGGAGCAGUCCAACGCACACAUGGCCAGAUUCAGGAAGGCCCAGCACGAGCUGGAGGAGGCCGAGGAGAGAGCUGAUGUGGCCGAAUCUCUGGCCAACAAGAUGCGGGCCAAGAGCCGUGAAAUUGGGACAAAGGCACAAGAGGGACAGGGCGAGUAA
Molecule: messenger RNA, 522 nt
Organism: Seriola dumerili (greater amberjack)
Lineage: Eukaryota; Metazoa; Chordata; Actinopteri; Carangiformes; Carangidae
Product: myosin-7-like
Exons: 5
Coding region: 1-522 (173 amino acids)
Biological process (GO): peptidyl-threonine phosphorylation; actomyosin structure organization
Cellular component (GO): cytoskeleton; cytoplasm; myosin complex
Molecular function (GO): protein serine/threonine kinase activity
Source: RefSeq, a predicted model, not a curated record